AUGGCAGAACUUUUAGGGUCUAGAUUAAAACAGUGGAAUCUUCUCCAAUCUGAUGUUAAAAUACAUGAACUUGUGAAAGAUCCUGCAUUUGAUGUAGUUUUGAAGGGGCAAGAAAAAGAAACUUGGGAAUCUCUCAAGGGAAUGAUUUGUGGAUUUUUAGGCCACAGAAGAGAUGAUAACUACAUCCAAUUGUUAACAGUACUUCUGCAAAAAUGCCAUCAACUAAGACGUAACAUGUCCUUGAAGAUUCACUUCCUCAACUCACAUUUAGACUUCUUUCCACUUUGUGGAGCUGUUAGUGAUGAACAUAGAGAAAGGUCCCACCAAGAUAUUUCUGUAAUGGAAAAAAGAUAUGAGGGUCGUUGGAAUGAAGCUAUGCUUGCAGAUUAA
Messenger RNA from Helobdella robusta, 390 nucleotides. RefSeq lists its product as hypothetical. Bases 1 to 390 code for a protein of 129 amino acids. The transcript is spliced from 2 exons. The record is from RefSeq and is a predicted model, not a curated record. NCBI's taxonomy places the organism in Eukaryota, Metazoa, Annelida, Clitellata, Rhynchobdellida, Glossiphoniidae.